This is a messenger RNA of Theobroma cacao (cacao), 1225 nucleotides long. RefSeq names its product Quinone reductase family protein. Gene Ontology annotation, cellular component: membrane. Gene Ontology annotation, molecular function: NAD(P)H dehydrogenase (quinone) activity; FMN binding. The record is from RefSeq and is a predicted model, not a curated record. Lineage: Eukaryota; Viridiplantae; Streptophyta; Magnoliopsida; Malvales; Malvaceae.
UUCCUUAUUCCUACUUGGAAAAAGCAUGCGAAUCUUCAUUGUCUAUGCUUUCUUACCUUGGAUCCAAAAACCUCAAAAAACCUUCACUUCUUUUUCACCUUAGCCUCAAUUCCCCUUAAUCCUCCAUGGGCAAAGGCGGCGGCUGCGUCCCGAGCAAAAAAAAACAUCCCUCCUCGGCCGAAGAGGCCGCCCGCCACCGUGGCUCCACUACCACCACCAUCACCAACAACGCACCCAUCGUUGCCGAUGAAGAAAUCAACGAAACUCCCUCCGUAACGGUGGAUUCUACGAAUACUCAAUCGGUUACAGCCACUUUGAAAAUCUUCAUUGUUUUUUACUCCAUGUACGGUCACGUGGAGAAGCUGGCGAAGCGGAUGAAGAAAGGAGUCGACGGCGUCCAAGGUGUCGAGGCGGUUAUUUAUCGGGUUCCCGAGACGCUUCCGGCGGAUGUGCUUGAGAAUAUGAAGGCGCCACCUAAAGACCCGGAGGUUCCGGAGAUUCAGGCGGCGGAAUUGGCGGAGGCAGAUGGGCUUUUGUUUGGGUUUCCGACGAGGUAUGGGUGUAUGGCGGCUCAGAUGAAGGCGUUUUUCGACUCCACUGGGCAGCUUUGGAAGGAGCAGACGCUGGCCGGGAAACCGGCUGGAUUCUUUGUUAGUACUGGAACUCAAGGAGGCGGCCAAGAAACCACCGCUUGGACAGCAAUAACUCAGUUGGCACACCAUGGAAUGCUAUUUGUUCCCAUUGGCUACACUUUUGGAGCUGGUAUGUUCAAAAUGGAUUCCAUACGAGGAGGUUCACCUUAUGGUGCUGGAGUUUACGCUGGUGAUGGCACGAGAGAGCCUACUGAAACAGAGCUGGGCCUUGCAGAGCAUCAGGGGAAGUACAUGGCUAGUGUGGUCAAGAGGCUUUCUCAUGCUUGACAUUCCCCACACUUGGGGAUCCCAUUUUCUUAUCAAUGUUCAUAAAUUGGAAUGUGUUUUGGUUUUGUGGCUGGGCUUGGCAUUUCUCCUUUUUCCAUCAGCACCAAAAGAUGUCACCUAAUAUUGGUAUUCCUUUUUGCCAAUUCCAUUGAGAAAGAUGUACAUGAUUUGAUAUUCUUCCGUCCUGGCUUAUCAAAUAAGAUGUCGGUAUGUGGGAAUUGGGAUUCUUCGUUUGUAUAAUUUUCUCCUUGUAAUACACUCAAAGCUUUGGUUUAAUAAGAUUUCAUGUUCUUUUUUCUAGUCAU